Messenger RNA from Gossypium arboreum, 1328 nucleotides. RefSeq lists its product as uncharacterized. The record is from RefSeq and is a predicted model, not a curated record. Bases 143 to 1057 code for a protein of 304 amino acids. The transcript has 3 exons. NCBI's taxonomy places the organism in Eukaryota, Viridiplantae, Streptophyta, Magnoliopsida, Malvales, Malvaceae. Gene Ontology annotation, molecular function: polysaccharide binding.
GACAGGCUCUUCUUUUUAGGAUGGAAAAGGGGAAAAAUGUUGAAAUUUGAUUAGUUCCACCGAAAAGAAUACCAUUUCUCCUCCUCAUAUCUUUUUAACUAUUAGCUGCACUUGUAAUUUGUUCAUCCAAAACCCUUUAUCCAUGUCACCUUUAUCAGCUGCUCUCUUCAUCAGCAUUCUGUUCUUGCUUCCUCAACUCCAUAAAGUUUGUGCUGCCAGCCAUGCUGCUGGCCGCACCAUACCGACCCUCGGUACAUGUAACAACACUUGUGGUACAAUCCCGGUUAUGUUUCCCUUUGGCACUGGAUUUGGGUGUGGCCACCCUUACUUUGCUAGAUAUGUAAAAUGCAAUGCUGGUACUCUACAGUUCUCAACUGGCACUGGCAUUUACACUGUUUCUUCCAUCGACUACCCAACCAGCACUAUUGUUGUUGCAGAUCCUUUCAUGUCAACUUGCUCUUCAAUGCAGAAUUCUGGAAGUUUUAGCUUGGAUCGAACGAGCCCGUUCACACUAACAGGUUCCAAUAUCUUUGUCCUGCUUGGUUGCUCAACUACAUCUCCAGUGUUUGAUCCAAGUGAGGAUUUGUGUGAUACCGGAUCAGGUUCUCGUGUUUGCAGCGGUUUGUAUUCUUGCAAAGGGGUAACUGGAAUUGGGUUGCCACAAAAUGCACCUACAUCUACCUGUUGUGUUUAUGACUCCUUGAUGGGAAUACGAUCAGGCUAUUCUUUGGAUCUCCCAAAACUUCAGUGCUCAUCGUACACAUCGAUAUACGAGUUUGGAGAUGAAGGGGAUCCCAUGAAAUGGAAAUUUGGGAUUUCUUUGCUGUAUAAUGAUUCAUACUACACUCCUGCAUGCAAGGACUGUGAAACCAGUGGAGGCUUGUGUGGCUUUUCUGUUCUGGAUGAGUCAUUCUCUUGCAUUUGCCGAGAUGGUGUGAACACUACCACAAAUUGCUUUGGCCAUGGGUACACCUGGAGUGGGGCAUGGGAACCCAAAAUUCAAACCAAGACUAGUAUUGGAGUGUUUUUGCUGUGGUGGAUUUAUCUUCUAGUUUGAUGACGAAAUGACUUCAAAAUGAAAGUGUGCGGUGGUCUAAGAAGAUCAUGUGAUGUUACAUGCAAAUCUUACCUCAAAUAUCUCAUGUAAUUUAAGGGGGUCCAAAAUUCGUGAAUAUUCUUGCCAUAAAUGUAAGAUCAAGUUUGGUUAUUUGGAUCAUAUGUAUGCAGUGAUGCACAUUUCACUUGUUUUUUUGCUGACAAUGGAAUUUGCUUAAAAAAAGGGUAAUUUGAAAUAGCCAUAAAUACUUAUGCUUAAAUGAAAGCGAAAA